UUAAGACGCUAACAGCGACGGAAGCAGAAAGAGACAUGUUGGUAUAUAAAAUAAAUCGCAGCAAAGCAAGUCAUCCUCGAAAUUGGAAAAUCAACAAACCCUAAUCUCCCACUCUCCUUCACAACUCUUUUUCUUAAGCAAAACUGAGCUACCGGGGAUUAGGAAGGAAGGGAGAUCUUCAGCAUGUCGGUUACAGCAGGUGUUAGUGAUACAGCGUUAGCAGUUAGGGAUAAGCUUAGGGGUAAAAUUGGACAGACCAAGGUUAAAAGGUAUUGGCCUGGUAAAGCACCGGAGUGGGCAGAUGAUGCAGAAGAAGAUGGAGAUAUUAGGAUGGCUAGGGUGGCUUCCUUGGAGAAAGCUUUCCCCAGCAGGGACGAUUCGGAUGUUGUUUCCAGGAAAGAUGAUCCGAGGCUGCGUCGUCUGGCGGAGACUAGGAUCGAUAAUCGCGAUGAAAUGAGGGCGGAUCAUAGGAGGAUUCGGCAGGCUGAGAUUAUUUCAACGGAGGAGGAAGAGACCCGGAAGCAAGAAUGGGCGGAUAUGGAGGAAGACGACGAGGAUGCGUUGGAGGAAAGAAGGAGAAGGAUUAAGGAGAAGUUGCGACAGAGGGAGCGAGAGGAGGCUGCGCUUCUUCCUGUAGAGGAGGAGGAGGAGGAGGAUGAAGUGGAGGAAGAGGAAGAGGAGUCGGAGUAUGAGACUGAUUCUGAGGAGGAAAUGACAGGGAUGGCUAUGGUGAAGCCUGUUUUUGUGCCCAAGUCGGAGAGGGAUACUAUUGCUGAGCGUGAGCGGCUUGAGGCUGAAGAACGAGCACUCGAGGAUAAGGUGAGGAAGAAAUUGGAGGAGAGGAAGGUGGAGACCAAGCAAAUAUUGGUUGAGGAGAUAAAGAAAGAGGAAAUGAUUCAGAAGAAUCUGGAGAUGGAGGCAAAUAUUGCUGAUGUGGAUACCGAUGAUGAAAUGAAUGAGGCAGAGGAGUACGAGGCUUGGAAGGUCAGAGAGAUUGCAAGGAUUAAGAGGGAUAGGGAGGACCGUGAGGCAAUGGUGAAGGAAAGGGAAGAGAUUGAGAGGGUGCGGAACAUGACUGAGGAAGAGAGGAGAGAGUGGGAGAGGAAGAAUCCGAAACCUGCUGCACCACCAAAGCAGAAGUGGAGGUUUAUGCAGAAAUAUUACCACAAGGGUGCUUUCUUCCAGGAUGAGCCCGAUGACCGAGCAGCAACUGUUGGAACAGAUGGCAUUUUCAAACGUGAUUUCUCAGCUCCGACUGGAGAAGAUAACAUGGAUAAAACCAUAUUGCCCAAAGUUAUGCAAGUCAAACACUUUGGUCGUAGUGGAAGAACAAAAUGGACCCAUCUUGUCAAUGAGGAUACCACUGAUUGGAACAAUCCGUGGACAUACAAUGAUCCUUUGCGGGCAAAGUACAAUGCAAAAAUGGCUGGAAUGAAUGCUGCUAUAGCUAAACCCAAAGGAAGCAAAAAGUUGAAGGAUUGGGAAUCCCGGUAACCUAUAUUUUUAAUUGUUACCAAGGUCAGAGAAGAAACCCUUUUAUUGAACAUUCGUUAACUAGAGAUGCAAAUUCUACGAUUGAAUUGUUGAAUAUACAGGUAUCGAUUGUAUUGGUAAAUGGGUUCUCGCUUUUAUCUGCCCUAGUAGAGGCGUAUGGCUCU
This is a messenger RNA of Populus euphratica (Euphrates poplar), 1658 nucleotides long. RefSeq names its product microfibrillar-associated protein 1-like. Lineage: Eukaryota; Viridiplantae; Streptophyta; Magnoliopsida; Malpighiales; Salicaceae. The record is from RefSeq and is a predicted model, not a curated record. The transcript has 2 exons. The coding region runs from base 184 to 1494 and encodes 436 amino acids.